CUUAAGCAGAUCGCCAUAGCUCUCUAUCCUCGCCAGGUCGAGGUUCCAUUGCUGUUGCUGCUGCUGCUGCCGCGCUGUGGAGAUCGAUCCAUAGGUUUUCUGUUCUUAGCACUACGUCCGCCCGAGCGUGAUCGGUGCUGCCUGCGUUGUCGCCACGAUGAUUCAUUUCGUAUUGCUGAUCAGUCGGCAGGGCAAAGUAAGGCUGACGAAAUGGUACUCACCUUAUACUCAGAAGGAGCGUACCAAGGUUAUUCGUGAGCUAAGUGGUAUGAUCCUUUCUCGUGGCCCAAAAUUGUGCAACUUUCUUGAAUGGAGAGGUCUCAAAGUCGUCUAUAAGCGGUAUGCGAGUUUGUACUUCUGCAUGUGCGUGGACACAGACGAUAACGAGCUGGAAACUUUAGAGAUCAUCCACCACUUUGUUGAAAUUCUUGAUCGCUACUUUGGCAAUGUUUGCGAGUUGGAUCUCAUCUUCAAUUUCCACAAGGCAUACUACAUACUAGAUGAAGUACUCAUUGCUGGAGAGCUUCAAGAAACAAGUAAAAAAUCAGUGGCUCGUGUGAUUGCUGCCCAGGACACAUUGAUUGAGCAUGCGAAGGAGCAAUCAAGUUCUUUAUCCAACAUCAUUGCUCAAGCCACCAAGUAGUACGCACGUAGGGCUCUCGUGUUGUGCUGGUCGAGGUGUAAGAUAUUAUAUUUUCUGAUUUGUAGACAAAAUCCUAAUUUAGAAGCUCUGGUCUAGUAUUACUUCGUAAUUUUUAAGGUCCAACUUCUGCAUUGUUGCUUGGGAAUGACGAUUCUGCAAUUGUAACGAGGUUGUGAAAGGUUCCCAUCUUUGCCUUGAUGGUUGAGGCUUUGGGCUGUAUAGAUCAGAUGUGGAGUGUUUUUAGGAAGCUUCUGAGGUAUAUCUCUAUAUAUGUGGAUUUCUGAAUAUGCAACGAAGGCAGUGGAUUGUACUUGACACGAUAAAUAUAUAAUUCGAAUAGGUCAUUCUUCUA
Molecule: messenger RNA, 995 nt
Organism: Physcomitrium patens
Lineage: Eukaryota; Viridiplantae; Streptophyta; Bryopsida; Funariales; Funariaceae
Product: AP-1 complex subunit sigma-1
Biological process (GO): vesicle-mediated transport; intracellular protein transport
Cellular component (GO): membrane coat; AP-1 adaptor complex
Molecular function (GO): clathrin-cargo adaptor activity
Source: RefSeq, a predicted model, not a curated record